This is a messenger RNA of Andrographis paniculata, 1493 nucleotides long. RefSeq names its product probable trehalose-phosphate phosphatase E. Bases 152 to 1309 code for a protein of 385 amino acids. Gene Ontology annotation, biological process: trehalose biosynthetic process. Gene Ontology annotation, molecular function: trehalose-phosphatase activity. The transcript has 8 exons. The record is from RefSeq and is a predicted model, not a curated record. NCBI's taxonomy places the organism in Eukaryota, Viridiplantae, Streptophyta, Magnoliopsida, Lamiales, Acanthaceae.
GCUUUUAUUCGUCUCUCUGCAACUUCUCCCACUUUCUUCUCCAACCAGAACUUCAAUUCAAUUCAAUUCAAUUCAAUUCAUUCCCCAUUGCACUAACUGCAAUAAUCAUUACAACAACCAAAUUAUUACUAUUAAUUAAUUAAUUUAUCCAAUGUCGACACAGACGACAGUGGUCACUAUAUCAUCAACAGAUCAGAAGAGAGUCAUGGCCCCAGUCCCGCCCAACAUCGUAAUUUCCGACGCCACCGUCUCCAUGGCCGCCAUAGCCGUCGCCGCCAUGUCCGACAACUACUUCUCCUCCGUCAAGCGACGCUCGCGUGACCCCACGUGCUGCCGGAAUAAUAGGAUCGCCGGCAAAGCCUCCGCCUCCGCCUCCGCCGCCGCGUUGCUCGACUCAAUGCGCGCUUCUUCCCCCACCCGCACUAGCGCCGCCGAGGAUCACAAGUCCUGGAUCCUCCGCCAUCCGUCGGCGCUGGCCAUGUUCGACGGCAUAAUGGCGGCGUCGAUAGGGAAGCAGAUAGUAGUGUUCCUCGACUACGACGGCACUUUGUCCCCCAUCGUCGACGAUCCCGACCGCGCCUUUAUUACCUCCGAGAUGAGAGAAGCUGUGAGGAACGUAGCCAAGUUCUUCCCGACGGCCAUCGUCAGCGGGAGGUGCAGAGCUAAGGUAUAUAGCUUCGUAAGAUUGUCGGAGCUUUACUACGCCGGCAGCCAUGGAAUGGACAUCAAGGGACCAGCCAGAGGAAACAGAUGCAGAAAAGGGAAUCAAAGUCUCCUCUGCCAGCCUGCCAGGGAAUUUCUGCCUAUGAUUGAUGAGAUAAACAAAGCUUUGAUGGAGAGAGUAGGACACAUAGCCGGUGCAAAAGUCGAAAACAACAAGUUUUGUUUGUCCGUACACUACCGAUGCGUCGAGGAAAAGCAAUGGGGCGAAUUAGCGGAGCAAGUGAAGCUCGUGAUCAAGGACUAUCCCCGAGUCAAGUUGAGCCAAGGCCGGAAAGUUCUAGAAAUCCGGCCGGUGAUCGAAUGGGACAAGGGGAAUGCGCUCGAGUUCUUGUUGGAGUCUUUAGGCUACGCCGAAUCCGACAAUGUCUUGCCAGUCUACAUUGGCGAUGACCGCACUGACGAAGAUGCAUUCAAGGUAUUGCGCGAGAGAGGACAAGGAUUAGGGAUUUUAGUGUCUAAAAAUCCCAAAGAGACUAAUGCUUCGUAUUCGUUGCAAGAACCAAUCGAGGUUAUGGAGUUCCUAAAACGUUUGGUUGAGUGGAAGAAGUUGUCGUGUGGGUGUCCCUACAGAGCCAUUAGUGACUAAUUCGAUGCUGCAUUUAUUACCAGAGAGAGUGCAGAUUCAUGUUCUGUCCGAUGUGGGACACGCAAGCAGCUCUCUUGUAACUAUAAGUUUGUAACUAUAACUGUAACUGUAAUUGUAAUUGAGGAAAAAUUGUAAUUGUAAUUGUGAUAUUUGUUUUCAGAAAAAGAAAAAAAAAAAAAAAAAA